AUGGGUGAAAGCAAUAGAGUUAGGGUUUUGAAGAGAAAGGAAUGGGGUAUGAAGAAGAAAGAAAGAGAUGGAUUCUAUUUGAUAAGAGAAAGUCAAAGAGAGAGAUUGGAAUUGAAUCCAGAAGUUGAAACCGGGCGAGGAAAGAAUCAAGAACUAUCAUUUGCAAGAGCCGGAGAUACACGUUGGAGUUCUCAUGAAAAAACACUUCUUCGUUUGCUUGCUUUAUAUCCUACUGUUAUUGACGUGCUCGAAUAUAUAGAAACUUUGGGAUUUGAUUGUGUUCACAAAAGUCAAGCAGAUGGACUUCAAAUAUACAUGAAAUCUUUUAAAUUCGUAUAUUAUUUACACUUGAUGAAACACAUCUUGGGAGUUACUAACACAUUGUGUGUUGCUCUUCAAAGAAAGGAUCAAGAUAUAUUGAAUGCGGUUGGGAUGGUUAAAUCAACUAAAGAAGAAUUACAAAGGUAUAGGCUUGAAGGUUUUGACUCACUUUUGAAAGAUGUCGCUUCCUUUUGUGACAAGUAUGAGAUUGAAAUGGUAAACAUGGAAGACGAGUAUGUUGACCCGAAACAUCGGAGAAGGAAAACUAACAUCACCAAUCGUCAUCAUUAUGAGGUUAAUAAUUUCAACACGGUUCUCGAUAUGCAAAUUCAAGAGCUUGGAAACCGUUUUAGUGAGGUAACCACUUUGUUGCUUACAUGUAUGAGUUCUUUGAUCCCGUGUCGUAAUUUUAGUGCCUUUAAUAUAACAAACUUGCUAAAGUUGGCCGAUUUAUAUCCGUAUGAUUUUAACUUUGAUGAAAAAGACAAUCUUAAAUAUGAACUCGGACACUACAUUGUUAAUGUGAAAGAAGAUGCGCGGUUUGCCAACAUGAAUGGAGUAAGUGACCUUGCCAAAAAGAUGGUGGAAACAAGAAAACAUAUUGAUUAUCCGUUGGUCUAUCGUUUAAUAAAGUUAUCACUAGUUUUACCGGUUGCAACGGCUAGUGUGGAAAGAAGUUUUUCUUCAAUGAAGCAUGUGAAGACGGAAUUGCGCAAUAGGAUGGGUGAUGGAUACAUGAAUGAUUCUUGCAUUUGUUACAUUGAAAAAGAGUUCUUUCAACAAGUUUCCAUCGACGAUGUAAUGCAACGUUUUCAAAAGAUGAAAACUCGUAGGGAGCAACUAUAA
Messenger RNA from Helianthus annuus (common sunflower), 1167 nucleotides. RefSeq lists its product as uncharacterized. Gene Ontology annotation, molecular function: protein dimerization activity. The record is from RefSeq and is a predicted model, not a curated record. Lineage: Eukaryota; Viridiplantae; Streptophyta; Magnoliopsida; Asterales; Asteraceae. The transcript is spliced from 2 exons. Bases 1 to 1167 code for a protein of 388 amino acids.